CCCUCCCUGCCUGCUCGCCUGCCAGGGCUCAUUGUUGGCCCCGGUGACGCGGGCCGGGGCUGGGCCAGGGGGAGGCGGAGGCCGAGGGCUCUUGCCUUGGCUUGCCCCGGGGCGGCGGGGGUCCUCCCUGGCCUCUGGGCCGCCGCCUCCUUGGUUCCCUGGCUGCCUCCUUCCCUGGAUGACGGCUGUGGAUCCCUCUGGGGAGGCAGGCGGGGGGCGGCGGAGGAGGAGGAGGGGCCGGAGGAGGAAGAGGGGCUCCCCGGAGGAGGAGGAAGGCUGGAGGAAGAGGAGGAGGAGGAGGAAGAGGGGCAGCCCCAGCCCCCAGCACAGCCAGCCCCAACACCCCCGGCGCCCGCCAUGCCCAGCAGCGCCUUCGCCCAGCGCCUGGAGGGAGGUGAAGGGCCGGGGGGCGCCCCUCCCGUCCUGGCAGGACUUCUGCUGAGCCCCCCGGAGGAGCAGGAGGAGGAGGAGGAAGGAGAGGCAGACCCCGCCUCUGCCCAGCUCCCCCUGGCCCUCGGGCACCACCACCACCAUCAGCAGCAGCAGCAGCUCUCCCUCGUCCUGGGCAUGCCAGAAGAGCAAGAGAGGGAUGGAGGGGAAGGCCAGGAGGAGGAAGGAGGAGGAGCAGGGAUGGAGCAGGCCUUGGCCUACCCUGCGGGGCCGGGGGAGCCUGGCCCUGCCCUGCUCCUCCUGCUGGAGCCCCCCGGAGGCCCCCCAGGGCCAGAGCUCUAUGGGACCCCCUUCCCCCUGCCUCCCCCUCCAGCCCCGCUCUUGCCAGGGAACCCCUCCCUGGGCACCAUCGGCAGCCACAAGAGGAGCGUCAACAUGACCGAGUGCGUCUCCGUCCCCACCUCCGAGCAUGUGGCCGAAAUCGUCGGCAGGCAAGGGUGCAAGAUCAAAGCCCUGAGAGCCAAAACCAACACUUACAUCAAGACCCCAGUGAGAGGAGAAGAGCCGGUCUUCAUUGUGACGGGACGGAAAGAGGACGUGGAGAUGGCCAAGCGGGAGAUCUUGUCGGCCGCUGAGCAUUUCUCCAUGAUCCGGGCCACGCGCAACAAGGUCAACGGUGUGGCAGGCUCGCUCCUGGGGCCUCCGAACCUCCCGGGCCAGACCACCAUCCAAGUCCGAGUCCCAUACCGGGUGGUGGGGCUCGUCGUCGGUCCGAAGGGGGCCACCAUCAAACGGAUCCAGCAGCAAACCCACACGUACAUCGUGACCCCAAGUCGGGACAAGGAGCCGGUCUUUGAGGUGACCGGCAUGCCCGAGAACGUGGACCGAGCACGGGAGGAGAUCGAAGCCCACAUCACCAUGAGGACCGGCUCCUUCAUCGACAUUAACGCCGACAACGACUUCCAUUCCAAUGGCACUGACGUCUGCCUGGACUUGCUGACCGGCAACCAUUCUGGCCUGUGGUCCAAAGCGCCCAACCCUUCCCGACGGAGCCUGCCCGCCUUCCGCAGCAACAACCACCUUGGGUCCUCGGGGACCGAGCCUUACUUUGACGGGGUGCCCCGCAGUCCUUUCGCCUCGGGCGGGAGCUUCUCGUUCAACGAACCUCCGGGGCCAACGAUGGCUUCCGAUGAGUGCGAUUUUGGCUUUGAUUUCAUGGCCUUGGACCUCACGACUCCCACCGCCAUCUGGUCCCCAUUCGAACCUGCCACUAACCCUCUCCAAGCCUUUGGCAGCUCGUCGUCCUCCUCCUCCAUCAACGGCGUUUGCCAACGACGCAAUAGCAGCCUUAGCGGCACGGCCACCCCACGCCAGUCGCCCACUCUCCCAGAGAUGGAGCACCCAUUAGCCCGACGCAUCCAGAGCGACCCAGUCAACGCCCUCUCCUGGUUGCCAACCCAGGGUUCCCUGUCUUCAUUCUCCAACAGCACGGGCUACUCCUCUUCUUCCUCCUUGCCUGGCAGCGUCUCCGCCACUUCCGGCUCUCCGACGGAUUCCAGCAGCUCCAGUGAUGGAGCCCGCAAAAACUCCCGCGAGUGUAUGGUCUGCUUCGAAAGUGAGGUGAUUGCCGCCCUGGUGCCGUGUGGUCACAACCUUUUCUGCAUGGAGUGUGCAAUGCGCAUCUGCGGGCAGCCAGACCCAGAGUGUCCAGUUUGCCACACGCCGGCCACACAAGCCAUCCACAUUUUCUCAUAGACUCUGCGCAAAAAAUCCUGCAAGUGUGUGGUUUCAAAAAUGAAGAGGACACUGCCGUCAUGCCACAUAGCCACAACAUCUACAUAGUGCCCAUCAUUCAUAUUUGUGGAUGGGAGGAUCCAGAGUGUCCAGCUUGCCACACGCUGGCCAUGCAAGCCAUCCACGUUUUCUCAUAGCCUCUGCGCAAAAACUCCUAUGAGUGUGUAGUGUGUUUCAAAAGUGAACUGGACACUGCCCUCCUGCUGUGUGGCCACAACCUCUUCAACAUGGAGCCCACCCUUCAUAUCUGUGAGGGGGUGGACCCAGGGUGUCCAGCUUGACACACGCUGGCCAGGCAAGCCAUCUACAUUUUCUCGUAGACCUUGCGCAAAAACUCCAAUGAGUAUAUGGUGCGUUUUGAAAGAGAAGAGGACACUGACCUCGUGCCGCAUGGCCACAAGCUCUUCUGCAUGGAGCCUGCCAUUCACAUCUGUGGGCGGGCCGAUCCGGAGCACCCAGCUUGCCACAUGCCGGCCACGCAAGCCAUCAACAUUUUCUCAUAGCCUCUGCCGUUUGCGCUGAUACCCUGAACCUCACUCCCUUUUCCCAAACAUGGCUUUUUGCAAACUCUUUAACUGUUGAUCUCACCCUUUUUUAUCCCCCGGGAAGUGUUUAAGAGGAUUGUCACAGCAGGUGGAGAAGGGUUUUUAUGUAUAUAAAAAGGAUAUUUUACAUGUCGCUGAUUAGAAAAGAUUAAAUGGCCACUGGGGUAGAAAAUAAGGUUGACAGGGGGGACAGAUUGUGUGGUGCGUCUUUGGGUGUGUAUGUGUAACAAAACAAAACAAAAUGCAUGGCAAGGGGUUGGAUCAGAUGGCCCUUGUGGUCUCUUCCAACUCUACGAUUCUACGAAUCCACAGCAGAGAGGUAAAUUUCAAAGAGCGGGCAGGAGGGACAAAUAAACAAAAUCAAGACAUUGUUUACAGAAUAGCUUUAAUUCUCCUCCCAAGUCGGGUGGAGUGACACAUUUGCUGUUCCUCUCCAUGGACUUUCCAAACAGCAGUAUUCCUUAGUCUUGUUUUUAAUUUUUGUUAUUAUUUUAUGGCUAUGAUAAAUCAAGUGAAAAAGAAAGAAAACCCGAAAAAUAGACCGCCUGAGAUCCGGGCGCACUUCUCAAGGAAUGUGACAAGGGUUAUCGCUUUUAUUUUUUUAUUAAGAAAAAAGCAGAUUUUUCUGUUGGUUUUAUUUUUUCGUAUACGGUUCGGUGAAUGUGAGAGUGUGUGUGUGUGUGUGUGUGAGUGAGACAAAGAUAUCUUUUAUUCUUUUUUGGGACAGUGAGACAAAAGUAACUUCUGUCGGUAUCCUGGCCUUCCUCCAGAUCCAUGUAAAAAGAAGAUUUUUGGGGGGGGGGGUUUGCCCCUUUU
Molecule: messenger RNA, 3545 nt
Organism: Sceloporus undulatus (fence lizard)
Lineage: Eukaryota; Metazoa; Chordata; Lepidosauria; Squamata; Phrynosomatidae
Gene: MEX3D
Product: mex-3 RNA binding family member D
Exons: 2
Coding region: 358-2145 (595 amino acids)
Molecular function (GO): RNA binding
Source: RefSeq, a predicted model, not a curated record